GCACGCCCUCCCCAGCUGCUCUCGGUCGCCUCCUCUCUGCCCGCUGCCCAGGGUGCAACCGGGCUUGCAGGGCUCCACGCGACCCAGAUUCCCGCCCCGCCCCCGCCCCUCCCGCGCCCGCAGCCAGUGCGGCAGCCGCGACCGCCUCUGUCCAGCAUCCGCUCGGGGACCAGCCGCGGUGAUCACGGUCGCUAGUGCGUAGCAGAAGCGAAGGCGGAGAUGGAGACCACACUGUUGCGAUCCCAGAGCUGCUGAGCCCACCGCUGCCCCUGCCCGCCCACACUUACUUUGCAAAAGCAAAUUUGGAAGCAGUUGCUUGAAGACAGUUGGCAUAGCAUCCGGAGAGUCAACGCCUGCAAAAUGAAGCACUUCCUGAGCUUUCUAUCGGAAGGGUGCUGUCUUUUGUUCCCCACAGGAUGUUGAUCCAGGUGUGCCUGUAUUUUUAUUGUAAAUUUUUGUGGCGCUGCAUGAAGUUUGUGAUGCGGAAGCUCACCGGAAGGUGUGAACUGCAAAGGAUUUGCUACGGCACCAAACCUGGAGCUUCCAGAACCAUGAAAAUUGAAACGUCGCUGAGAGAUUCAAAAAGCAAGCUGUUGCAGACAUCCGUGAGUGUUCAUCCUGAUGCUAUCGAAAAGACUAUUGAUGACAUCAUGGAAUUGAAAAAAAUUAACCCUGACAUCAAUCCACAGUUGGGGAUCUCUCUCCAGGCUUGCCUUCUGCAAAUCGUGGGUUACAGAAACCUCAUUGCAGAUGUGGAAAAACUGCGCAGAGAACCCUAUGAUUCCGACAACCCCCAGCAUGAAGAGAUGCUUCUGAAGCUGUGGGAGUUCCUGAAGCCCAACACUCCACUGGAGUCUCGGAUUUCGAAGCAGUGGUGUGAGAUUGGCUUCCAAGGCGAUGAUCCGAAAACAGAUUUCCGAGGAAUGGGUCUUCUGGGACUUUACAAUUUGCAAUAUUUUGCAGAACGGGAUGCCACCGUGGCUCAGCAGGUCCUCUCCGACUCUGUUCAUCCAAAAUGCAGGGAUAUCACUAAGGAGGAAAUAAGCAAAUUCAGCAAGACAGAAUGGGAAAAGAAAAAGAUGGAUAAAGCCAUUGGGUACUCCUUUGCAAUUGUGGGCAUCAAUAUCACCGACCUGGCAUAUAAUCUGCUCGUGAGCGGCGCUCUAAAAACACACUUCUACAACAUUGCCCCCGAAGCUCCGACACUGUCUCACUUCCAACAAACAUUCUGCUAUUUGAUGCACGAGUUUCACAAGUUUUGGAUUGAAGAGGACCCCAUGGACAUAAUGGAGUUUAAUCGUGUGAGGGAGAAAUUCCGCAAGAGGAUCAUAAAACAGCUGCAGAACCCAGAUAUGGCGCUGUGCCCGCAUUUUGCUGCAUCGGAAGGUUUAAUCAACAUGUAGUGCCCACACUGGUUUCAAUGGAUACCCCAGAACACUGCCUCAUUGUCAUCCUAGAUCUCUGCUUAGGUGACAGCUCACACACCUAAUGCACAUAAGUGACUAUAUAUAUAUAUAUAUAUAUAUAUAUAUAUAUAUGCAUGCCUUUUGGUACAGUAUUUUCAUCUCUUGGUCAUUAUUCCAAGAUUCCCCCAAAAUCACCAUUUCUGGAGCAUCAACCCUCCAGUGAUUGCUCACAUUGUGGCAUUGUGCAGUGUUAACAUCUGUCCUUGGCACCCAGGUAUGAAGAAAGUUUUCUAUUUUUUUAGAUUUUUUUCUCCCCCCCCAUCAUUCCAUAUUAAAAAUGUAUAGUAAUUCUCUAGCUGUAAUUUGUAUGUAAGAGAGUUAGCUGAAUCUCGUUCUGUGUUCAUAUUUAUUAAAAUGUCUCACGAAGACCGCUGCUAGCCUCUCAAGCUGGACCCUUGCUUGUACCUCAUUUGGGUAAAGCAUAAGACUUUUAAAAUAAUACAGACACAUGAUAAGCCAAACUCUUCCUGCACAUAUAACUGCACUUCACCAGAAUGUAAUGAGGCUAUAAGAAAUUAGCUUAAAUAGGAGCCAUCCUUGUGUGAAAUCCUGCCGAACUGUAGCCUAACUUAACCACAGUUGCAACUGUGUCGUAGUCAUCAGGAUAGAAAACUACUACUAUUCUCCCAUCGCUUCAUGGCUUGGAUGGCUAAAUAUGCGUAUGAUGCUCGGAGCCCCCAGAAAAGAAGCCAUAUCUUUCCAAGGCUGCAAAGGGUUUCUCACUACCUGACUCUUGCUGAACCCAGACUUAGUUCUUAGCACUCCCCAGAUCUGAGUAUCCUUGCUUAGGGGAUUGAGUGCUGACUGGUUUGUUUCUAUGUUGAGGGGCAAUAUUUUAAAACUUUUGGCAAGGAAAUGUGUUAGAACACAGGAACCUAAGCAAUGAUACCAUGCAAUAUUUCCUGAAAUUAGCAUCCUUAUAUCGGCGGAAGAAGUGGCUUGGAAGAAGAAAAACAAAAUCAUCCUCAAACUGCUAAGAAUCAUCUUCUUUAAAAUGUAAUUUAGUUUGGAAUUAUGACUGUAGUCUGUUGAAUAGUAUUUACCAUGGUAUUUCAUACCCGUGGUAUUUUAUACUUUGGGACUAUCGAUUUUAGUAUUAUUAGAUGUUUGUGUAAUCACUUGCUUAUUUAAAUAAAUUUUGAGUACUGCCUAACUGUCAGUAUAUGAAUAAAUUGCAUAUCAUUCUACAGUAAUGGAGAGUGGGUUUCAUUCUGAUGUCUGUGCCCUUUAUAGGUCUUAAGAUAUGCAAAUAUGUGACUGGGUAGAAUGUCAGUGACAAGAAGCUGUUUGUUUAUAAACUACUGCCUUUCAGAGCAGCCAGGUGUAAUUCAGAAUGUGCUAUGGCUGAGAGAUUCCCUUAAUCUUGAGGUCCGAUGAUGCUUUCUCUUUUUUUUUCAUUUUUGACAGCAUCUCAUUAUGUAGCCCUACCUGACUGUGUAGACGAGGCUGGCCUGGAAUUCACAUAGUCACCUGCCUCCAUUGCCAAAGCACUAGGAUUAAGACAUGCAUCCCCACUUUUUCUUCACUACUUACUGUAAAAUCUGACUUGACUACUGCAAAACAUCUGCUAUUUAAAACCCCUCAGCUGCCUGUGGUUGCUUAGUGGGAAUUCCCCGUUCUAUGAUUCUGCCAUCAUUUAUCUUUCCAUCCCAGAGCCAGGUGGUAACCUUCCUACUUCCUCUCCUUCAGCCUGCGCGCUCUGUUAGACAGUGCAAAAGAGAGAGUCGGUCAACACUUAACGCAUCCCAGGAAUAAUGUCUCUAGAAGAAGGAAAAGCUAUUAGCCAAGUAGGUGCUUUGCCUUGAGCACAACAGUACUUGCACCUGCAGAUGAAGGCAUGGCACCACAUGCUGGCUAGACCACAUCUGUGUACUGCCUCUGCCUAUCUAAUGUAGAACUAUAGCAGCAAUGCACCUUGAUGGCAUGGGAUUCUUCGCUCAAGUUAUUCUGCUCUGGUGGAGAUAGCAGAUGUUACAAAGCUAAGACAUUCCCUCCUGGUUCCUUGGAAGCGUUCCAAUGGUAUCUGAACAUGGCCACAGGAUUUUAGGAUGAGCAAUCACUGCCAGAUCCCUGGAUGUGUUAUUAGCCUCCUCGUUCACACCUCAUUGUAGAAGAUGCAUUCUACCCAGUAACCCAGAGCAAGGUGAGAAAAAGAAAAAGAGGUUUCAAAAAGCAGCAGAGACAUGUGAUGUAUGCUAUGUGUGGAUGUGUUUCCCUGGAGUAUUUUUAGCUUGCUCAUGUUUAUUCCACUGAGCAAGGGUUGACCGCAUAGAAUGUAAAUUGUGUAGCAUGCUUCCUUCAAGGUUUCCAAAACACUACUUGAUAUAUGAUUUUUAAAACACUCUAGUUUGCACUACAGGGGGAAAAAUAA
Molecule: messenger RNA, 3837 nt
Organism: Mus caroli (Ryukyu mouse)
Lineage: Eukaryota; Metazoa; Chordata; Mammalia; Rodentia; Muridae
Gene: Elmod1
Product: ELMO domain containing 1
Molecular function (GO): GTPase activator activity
Source: RefSeq, a predicted model, not a curated record